CCCGGAAGUGCCGUGACAGCUCUUGUCAAAAAUCCUUCAUCCCUUUCGUGGAACUGCGAAACAAAGCUUGCCAAGAAGCUCAGGCUUUGGACGGACACGCAGCACUGACACACCUACAGACAGAGAGACCCGACGGACACAGUCCAGCUGGCUAGUCAUGGCAGCAGCAAGUGGAACAGAUGUGUGAGGGACUUUGAUCUAGGGUGCCCGAAGCUAUUUCGGAGUCUGGACGUCCUGUUGAAUUGGAGCUCUCCGUAGGUGUCGCAGGUGUCGUUUAAGAGGUCCCCAGCUUGACUUGUUAUUGGUCCUCCUCUCCUCUACACACCCCAGACCACCUCAGUCAACACCUGGCUGGUGCUUUGGCCCCAUUCGGGUUCUCUCUGCAUCAAGGCUGGCAAUGUCCAGAGUCCCAAGCCCCCCAUCCCCGGCGGAAAUGUCCAGCGGCCCCGUGGCUGAGAGCUGGUGUUAUACUCAGAUCAAAGUGGUGAAGUUCUCCUACAUGUGGACCAUCAACAACUUCAGCUUCUGUCGCGAGGAGAUGGGAGAGGUCAUCAAAAGCUCCACUUUCUCCUCAGGAGCCAACGACAAACUCAAAUGGUGUUUGCGUGUGAAUCCUAAAGGUCUGGAUGAGGAGAGCAAAGACUAUCUUUCACUUUACUUGCUCUUAGUCAGCUGCCCGAAGAGUGAGGUGCGCGCCAAGUUUAAGUUUUCUAUCCUCAAUGCUAAGGGAGAAGAGACCAAGGCCAUGGAGAGCCAGAGGGCGUACCGUUUUGUCCAGGGGAAGGACUGGGGUUUCAAAAAGUUCAUUAGGAGGGACUUCCUGCUGGACGAGGCCAACGGUCUGCUGCCCGAUGACAAACUGACGCUUUUCUGUGAGGUGAGCGUGGUGCAGGACUCUGUGAACAUCUCGGGCCAGAACACAAUGAACAUGGUGAAGGUUCCUGACUGCAGGCUGGCCGAGGAGCUCGGAGAUUUGUGGGAAAACUCCAGGUUCACCGACUGCUCCCUGUGUGUCGCUGGCCAAAAAUUCCAGGCGCACAAAGCCAUCUUGGCAGCUCGCUCGCCGGUGUUCAGUGCCAUGUUUGAGCACGAGAUGGAGGAGAGUAAGAAGAACCGUGUGGAGAUAAAUGACGUGGAGCCAGAUGUCUUCAAAGAGAUGAUGUGCUUCAUCUACACAGGCAAGGCCCCCAACCUGGACAAGAUGGCUGAUGACCUGCUGGCUGCAGCUGACAAGUACGCUCUGGAGAGACUGAAGGUGAUGUGUGAGGACGCUCUGUGCACGGGUCUGUCUGUGGAGAACGCCGCAGAGAUCCUCAUCCUCGCCGACCUGCACAGCGCCGACCAGCUCAAGACGCAGGCUGUGGACUUCAUCAACUAUCACGCAGCUGAUGUGAUGGAGACAUCGGGCUGGAAGUCCAUGGUGAUCUCUCACCCACACCUGGUAGCAGAGGCCUAUCACUCCCUGGCCUCGGCCCAGUGCCCCUUCCUGGGUCCCCCGAGGAAACGCCUCAAACAGUCCUAGUGGUCCGGAGAGAGACUCUUCAGUCCUAACCCUGCUGUGUCCUCCUGUACCAGCGACCUCACUGGUCCUCCCUCCCAGUCCUCCUCUCGCUCCUACAGCAUCCAGAGACGCUCAAGACUGAAACCCAGGACUUGGCUAGAUAUGGCUAGGGGAGCUUCUCAGCUGGGCAGAACAGAGACUGAUGCCACAGAGGAGGUACUACACAUCUCUGUUGGUGGGGAUGGGGUGAAUUCUAUAAGAUCUGAACCUGGAUAUUUAUGGAUUGCAAGCUCAAAGCCUCACGUAUUCCAUAUAUCCUUUGUCUACAAUAUUGGAAAGCUAGAACCUUUAUCUGCGAGUCAGUCACGUAAAGAAAUGAUCUUCUGGCUUGAAACAGAAAAGUCAAUGCUGAGUCCCUGUAAAUACAAUUUUGUGGCAUAUUGUCUUGUACAGUGUCUCGAGUGUUAAAUCCCGAACUGUGCUUAUAAAAAGACAAGAGAAGAGGAUCAACCAACCAGAAAGCGAGAGACUGUUGUCUUUGUAUAAAAUUUCUGUUUUUCUAGAACAUUAAUAAUUCUCAUUUUGAAUGAAAGGAGACAAAUGUGAACACGUUUUAAUGUUCGCUAUUGUUUAAGCCUGUGUCUUAAACCGGGCAGACACUGUAUGGAUUAAGCCCGAGUUUAACCCUGAAUUGUCACUUCUGACUCAUUUCAGAAUCUGGAUGAAUUUCUCUCAGAUGAGCUGCUGACAUGCGGUUUGAGGGCAGUCACGAUGCCUGAUCAGAGGUCUGAGUGAUCAGUGAGCUGAUCUCUCACAGGUCAGAAAUUUUGAUCGGCUUUCUUGUAGCAGUUCCACAGUCGGAUUUCCUACAUGGCUGCUGUCAAAAGCUGCUGUCCGAUGUGUAUUUUACAUGUUGCAGAACACAGUUUCCGUUCUGUUUCUCUCUUUUUGUCCACCUUGUUGAGGAAUAAUGAGCUCCGUGCCAUGGUCAGUCAGUCAGUCUGUGUCGUGUCAGUGUAAAAGUCGUGGGUUCUGGCCAUGCAAACAGUCCGAUUAAAACAUGUAAUGUAAGUUAACACAACAUGGAAAAUGAAUAAAAACGCACAGUGUCUGCCCAGCUUUAAGGAAUAUAUCAGAGACCCAUCACUGAAAAAAACACAUUUUUUAUUUACCUUUUUUUUUUCUUUUUUUUACCUCCCUAUGACUGAAACAAUGGUUUGGUCCCUGAACCUGUAAAAUACAGAUGCUUUAAAUGUCUCGGGCAUGACGGUGUCUUUUUCAUACUUGAUAGCUUCAUUAUUUCUCAUUAUGCAGUUUGGUCAGUUACUGACUCAUUAAUGCACAGCCUCUUUCAACUUGCUGCCAGAUCAGUGUGUGUGUGUGUGUGUGUGUGUGUGUGUGUGUGAAUAACACAUUUCAGUUUCAAGCUUAAUCUUGUCAUGAUCAAAGUUCAAUCCCCGGAGCACGUGCUGCUCCCCUUGUCUGAUCACAAGGGCUCGUAUCCAGCUGUGUAGUAUGUAGACUCAUCUCUCAGUCAUGGUCGCAGGCCUGUUUGACUUGGUCUCUGUGGGCUUGCUUGGAGAACAUACAGGUUGUAAUCGCUUCUCGGAGAGUCGGACCUUUCUCUUUGACAGUAUUUUAACAGGGAUUUCUCUGUGUUGACCAAAGUUGAGGCCCAGCGGGCUUUGAGGUAGCUCAUUCCUGAGCCCUGCAAAUCGCUCCUCAUCAAACAGUCAGCCAUAACCGCUGAUCGCUGGGGAUAUCCUGGCAUCGUCCGGGCACUCGUCACACUGAGGGAAGACCAUUAUUCGUAUUACAGAGAGCGCGCUGUAGCUUCAUAAUGGACCACCUACGGUACGAGUAGGACUGAUGGUUCUGUUACGUCAAUCAUAUUUGCUGAGCAGCAUCAUGGAGGUGUGCUGGACAGUUCAAUGCAAAGAACAUAUUUUAAACAUUAAACAUGUUUUAAAAAUUUGGGGGCAUUUUGUGCCUUUAUUAGAGAGUGAACAGAUGAGGCAUGACAGGAAGUCAGGAGAAGGAGAGAUGGGAAUCACACACAACAGUGAUUCCAGGUCAGACCUGAGCUUGGGAUGUUGGGAUUCACGUUGGGAUUCAUUCACUGAAAACUGUGGUAAUCUUCCUGCACAUAGCAGACGCCUUUGUCUCAGACUCAUCAUCUGUCAUCAGACCGAAUUAUCUUUAUUGUUUGGUGGGGUUUUUUUUUUGUGUUUGCUGUUUAAGUUUACAGUUAACUAAACUGACAAGUGUUGCAUUUGAUUGUUGUAUCAGAGUUAAUGAGUGAUCACAUUACUCAAAAUUCCCUGUGCAUCAGCACCUUAAAGAGCAUAUAUGAAAAGUUUUCAUGGGACUUUAUAAUCAAGCUGAUUAUAGAGACUUGCUUAAAUUUAUGUUUUGUGUCCACACU
This is a messenger RNA of Toxotes jaculatrix (banded archerfish), 3926 nucleotides long. RefSeq names its product speckle type BTB/POZ protein. Lineage: Eukaryota; Metazoa; Chordata; Actinopteri; Toxotidae. The record is from RefSeq and is a predicted model, not a curated record. Gene Ontology annotation, cellular component: cytoplasm; nucleus. The coding region runs from base 398 to 1522 and encodes 374 amino acids. The transcript is spliced from 11 exons. Gene Ontology annotation, biological process: proteasome-mediated ubiquitin-dependent protein catabolic process; regulation of proteolysis. Gene Ontology annotation, molecular function: ubiquitin protein ligase binding.